Molecule: messenger RNA, 990 nt
Organism: Penicillium manginii
Lineage: Eukaryota; Fungi; Ascomycota; Eurotiomycetes; Eurotiales; Aspergillaceae
Product: PAS domain-containing protein
Exons: 3
Coding region: 1-990 (329 amino acids)
Molecular function (GO): protein binding
Source: RefSeq, a predicted model, not a curated record
AUGGACACGACUUUCAUCACAAUUCACGACCUAUCGCGCGAUGCCUCGGUUCUCUAUGCCUCGGACAGCAUUCAGGUCGUGCUGGGUUACCAGCCCCAUGAGGUGUUGAAUCGUUCUUGUUGGGAUUACUUCCAUCCUGAGGAACUGUCUUUCGCGCGCAGUGUGCAUGGUCGCGGCGUGCGAUUGGACAAGGCUGCCGUGUUGAAUUAUUGUUCUAUUCGGCAUCGGGAUGGAUCCUGGGUUGGUUGUGAGUGUGUGUUUACCGUUGUGUACGAUGUGUUGAUCGCGAGUACCACGGUUUAUGGAAGGGGGAAAGGAACUCAAAAGCGCGCUGUCGAUGCUCCCAUCGUCCGCCAGCUCUUCGACUCCUCGCCCAAUGAUCCGCGAUAUCACAUGUUGACUUUUAUCUCUGAUAAAUUUUCACGGCGGCUGAUCGAACCACUUCACGAGCCGCGCGCGGCUCUUUUCGUUAAUCGCUUCACUCGCACUGCCACGAUCAUGUAUGCUACCAGCGGCGUGCAAGAGAUCCUAGGCCUGAGCCCGCGACAACUCGUGUCGAAGAGUUUCUUCUACUGUAUUCAGGAAGAAUGUUUGAGAGAUGCAGUUCGGUGUCUAGAGGGUGCGAAAGCAAACGACUCGAUUGCAUAUCUGCGCUUCUGGUUCCGCAAUCCAUUGCAAGAGGAUAACACAGAGGCAGAAAUGCCCGAGUACGAUGGUUAUUCGUCCGCUGGUGUAACGACCGAUUCGUCUGACCGCGCUCACUACGUCGCCCCCCCCCACCUGUUGAGCUGGAAGCUGUCGUUUCUUGCACCUCCGAUGGGCUUGUGGUUAUUCUUCGCCGUGCCCGAGCUCCCAUUCCUGGUGGCCCUCUUCCACCAAAACCUGUCCCGGCUUAUUCCAAUGGUCUCUUUGCGGCGCCUUGGGCUUUGGAGCCUGUUCUUUCAUAUGGGCCCUCGUCAUAUUCUCAACCUGCGCCUUCGCAUGGCUUGA